AUGGAACUAAAGAGACAACGGAUAGACACCCUGCCCAAUGCCAUUCAAGCUGCAGAAUGCCUUGGCGAUUAUAAUUUGGGAACUCAGAAUGACAGGCCCCAGCCGUCUAUCCGAGGGGGAUUCAACGAGAACCAUCCCAGCAAUGGUGGCCCAAGCAAAAGUGGGGGAUAUCGGAGUGCAUCCAAAACUAAGACUCCUCUCUCCAACAGCAACAGUGCUGCAUCCAUCAAUAACAAUCAGGGGAGAAAUCCUCCCUCUGAAUGCCGUCAUUGCGGCGGGGCACAUUGGAACAAUGAAUGCCCAAACAUAAAGUUCAAUGCUCAUCAGACUGUCGAGGAUGAGUUAGAUGCAUCAGACAUAUCAGAAGAAGACCAGGUAGGCGCCUUCAAUGCAAUUGUUGGCUCUAUCCCCCAUGCCUUAGCGGGGACCAGUGCAUGUCCUCCUAAGAAAACAUUCGUCCCAAUCACCAAGAAAGGGAAGGAAAAGAUAGACAAGAGGCCUCCUAAACAAGCGAGGACCCUAAUGUUCAUCGAAUUGAAAGUGAAUGGCAAGCCCCUUCAUGCAUUGAUAGACACGGGUGCUACCCACAACUGCUUGGCUUCAACUCAAGUAGAGCGCCUGGGUCUCGUCGUGCAAAAGAGCAAAGGCCGCGUCAAGGCUAUCAACUCACCACCCCAGACAUUGGGUGGAACAACUACAAAUGUCCCGGUGAAACUUGGCCCAUACAAAGGAAGCAUCGACCUGUGCUUUGGGUCAACAUUGAGUCAUAACUCAGACAUCCAUCCACCAUCGGAUGGCCAGACAGACCGGUUCGAUGACAUGCUGGAGGAAUAUCUCCGCAACUUUGCAACCGGAUCACAGAAGCAUUGGGUGAAGCUCCUGGAUGCUGCUCAACUGUGUUUCAAUUCUCAAAAGAGCCAUCAUAACAACAAAAGCCCUUUUGAAAUUGUUACUGGACAGCAACCACUUCUCCCACAAACGCAAGCUCACAGAACAGAGGGGCGCAUGUCUCCCAUCCAACAGCUAUCAUCAUCAUCAUCAUCAUAUGGCUCCGAGGACGGCGCCAACUCAGAUCAUCCUGACAGUCCUCCACCACCAUCUCCCUCAAAUUCAUCCUCAUCUACUCCACCCAGUAAAUCUCCAAAACCUAGGUUUCAAAGGCAGAAAAUGCUAGCUCGAAAAAUUGUAGCAUCUGAGGCUCUGAGGAAGGUUUUAAAUAAAAGGUUGAAAGCUAGCCAAGUAAAAGAAAGCCUAUCUCUAAAGUCUGAUUCUAGCUCUGAGUCAGAAUCCUUUCAAUCCGUGACUGAGGGAGAUGGACAUGGGUCUUCUGGCUCUGAAUAG
Nicotiana tabacum (common tobacco) is the source of this 1341-nucleotide messenger RNA. Lineage: Eukaryota; Viridiplantae; Streptophyta; Magnoliopsida; Solanales; Solanaceae. The record is from RefSeq and is a predicted model, not a curated record.